Molecule: messenger RNA, 1263 nt
Organism: Pestalotiopsis fici W106-1
Lineage: Eukaryota; Fungi; Ascomycota; Sordariomycetes; Amphisphaeriales; Sporocadaceae
Exons: 1
Coding region: 1-1263 (420 amino acids)
Molecular function (GO): oxidoreductase activity; FMN binding
Source: RefSeq, a predicted model, not a curated record
AUGGCCGACAAAUACUUUGGAACACCCGGCGUCGACCCAUCGCCCUUGGGUCAACCCCUUGAGUUUCCCAUCUCCAAGCGAGUUGCUAUAAACCGUUUCCUCAAUGGCGCCAUGUCCGAGGGUCUUGCCACCUACCACGAGACAGAUCUCUCGGCACGAGGUAUUCCUGGAAAGGACCUCGCGCAACUGUACCGCAAAUGGGGUGAAGGAAAAUGGGGCCAGCUCUUGACCGGUAACGUCAUGAUUGACCCGGGACACCUCGAGGCUGCAGGCAACAUGAUCGUCCCUGUAGAUGCCCCGUUUGAGGGAGAACGUUUUGAGGGCUUCAAGGCCAUUGCCACUGCCGGCAAGGCGCAUGGCAGCUUGAUUAUUCCUCAGGUUGGACACCCGGGACGUCAGGUACCCGACUCGAUACAAAAAUACCCCAUCAGCGCCAGCGACCUGCAAUUGGUGACUCCGACUAUGGGAAAAACCUAUGCCAAGCCUCGCGCUGCCACCAAGGAGGAUAUCGAGGGCGUCAUCAAGGCCUUCACGCAUGCCGCCGUCUAUCUUGAAAAGGCAGGCUUCGAUGGUAUCCAGAUCCACGCUGCCCAUGGCUACUUGCUGGCACAAUUCCUCAGUCCCACCACCAACAAGCGGACAGAUCAGUACGGAGGAAGCCUCGAGAACCGCAUGCGUCUUAUCCUCGAGAUUGCCGCCUCCAUCAAGGCUCAGGUUAGCCCCAGCUUCGUUCUGGGUAUCAAGGUCAACUCGGUCGAGUUCCAAGAGGAGGGUUUCACCCCCGAGGAGGCAAUUCUAUUGUGCCAAGCCCUCGAAAAGGCCGGUUUUGACUACGUUGAGACGAGUGGAGGAACCUACGAGUCCACCGGUUUCAGGCACAAGAAGGAGAGCACGCGCAAGCGUGAGGCAUACUUUAUCGAGUUCUCGGAGCAGAUCUCCAAGGCCGUCAGCUCGCUCAAGGUCUACACCACGGGUGGAUUCAAGACCGUGGACGGCAUGGUCAAGGCCUUGGAGGGUGUCGACGGUGUCGGCAUUGGACGUGCCGCCUGCCAAGAGCCCGACCUGCCUGUGCUGAUUCUGUCGGGCAAGGUGCCUGGCGUUCCCAAGUUUGCGGUUGAGGAAGAUAACUUGUUCGUCAGACUGUUUGGUGCCAAGCUGCAGAUUCAGCAAAUGGCCAAUGGACAGAAGCCGGAUGACCUCAACGACCCUGAAAUGCUCAAGAAGAUUAUGGCAUCGCUUGGAAUGCCUACAGCGGCUCUAUAG